Messenger RNA from Aspergillus nomiae NRRL 13137, 1875 nucleotides. Its product is annotated as sphingomyelin phosphodiesterase. Gene Ontology annotation, molecular function: hydrolase activity. NCBI's taxonomy places the organism in Eukaryota, Fungi, Ascomycota, Eurotiomycetes, Eurotiales, Aspergillaceae. The record is from RefSeq and is a predicted model, not a curated record. Bases 1 to 1875 code for a protein of 624 amino acids. The transcript has 5 exons.
AUGGGCUCGUCUCCCCUCAAUUGCCCUGAGUUCUGCUCUGCUCCCUGCCCGGAGGGAAUAAGCCAAAAUGAAACGUCCCAUUCUUCAGGACGAUCAGUCGGCUUCCGACGGGAAGCGCGGCCUCAGGGGCUGGACGUCCUGGAGAUACCCCGCUAUAAAGCUGGCAGGUUCUGCUCUGUUUCGGACAUGAGACCAGCUUACUUCCUUGCGGCCCUGGCCUCCGUGGCUGGCACUCAUGCUAAUCCCGAGGCCGACUUGGCUGGCACGAUCUGGGACGAUAUCAAAGGAGCAGUCACCUGUGCUGGCUGUGAGGGCCUGCUGGGGGCACUCAAACUAGCCGCUGGUUUGGGUCAAAGUGCACUGGAAAAUAUUGUAACUGGCGCAUGUAAGCUGGCAGCGAUCGAGGAUAACGAUGUCUGUGAGGGCGCAAUCAAAGAAGAAGGCACGGCCGUUUAUUACGCCCUGAAGAAUCUGAAGGUCGGCUCGCAUACAUCGAAAACCUUCUGCUCCAGUAUUGCCGGCCUUUGCGAGUACCCUGACAUUCGGCCAUACAACCUCACCUUCCCCGUGGCCAAAUCCUCGGCCACUCGUCCACCCCCGAGUGGUCAGUCUCCGAUCCGGGUCGCACACAUCAGUGACACGCACGUUGACUUGCAGUACACCCCCGGGGCCAAUGCCCAAUGCACCAAGCCUAUUUGCUGUCGUAGUUUCACCCCGGAGGACGCCCCCGGUAACACCUCGAACCCGUGCGGACUCUGGGGUGACCAUCACUGCGAUCCCCCACUUCGCCUCGAGGACUCGAUGAUGGACGCCAUCGCGGCCCUCAACCCGACGUUUUCCAUCUACACUGGGGACGUCCCACCACACGACAUCUGGAUGGUGAACCAGAGCUCAGUUCUCCAGAGCUUCAACUCCACCUACUCCAAUCUGGGGAAACUGGGCGUCGUCUACGCGGCCCUGGGGAAUCACGACACAGCCCCGGUCAACCUCUUCCCUUCGGACAAGGUCCCACCCUCCCACAACCCCCAAUGGGCGUACGAUGCCCUAGCCAGCGACUGGGCCAGCCUCGUCGAGGGUUCACCCAGCUCCACCACCAAACACGGGUCCUACUCCAUUGUGCACCCCAAUAGCAACCUCCGCAUCAUCUCCUACAACAGCGUCUUCUACUACAAAUACAACUUCUACGCCUUCCAGGAACCAAUGGAAUACGACCCGGACAACCAGCUGCAGUGGCUGAUCUCCGAGUUGCAAGCCGCCGAGACCGCCGGCCAGCGCGUGUGGAUGAUCGCCCACAUCCCCACCGGCAACACCGACACGCUGCACGACUACUCGCACUACCUGGACCAGAUCAUCAACCGCUACAGCGCCAGCAUCGCCGCCCUCUUCUUCGGCCACACCCACACGGACCUCUUCCAAAUCUCCACCAAUUCCCCCAACACCCCACCCAAAUGGGUCAAGUACUACUCGGCCAAGGAAGCCUACGGCUCGCUGCUGACCCCACCGGUCACGGACCCCAAGGUGGAAAUGACCCCGGCGUUCUGGCACAAGGUGACCGUGCAAAUGGAGAAGGACGACUCGGUGUUCCAGGCGUGGUGGUCGCGCACCACGCGAGGCUACAACGUCACGGAGUGCACGGGCGACUGUGCAAAAACCAAGAUCUGCUCGCUGCGCGGCGGAGACGCCCAGUUCAACUGCGAGGGCGCGGGGACGCCGUUUAAAAUUACGAAGCGGAGUGAUGGGGUAAGCGAGGUGCAUGUGGAAAGACCCUUCUGUGAGGAUGCCGUGUUGGCGAGAAUUGUGGGAGGGCUGACGCGGAAGGGCGUCGAUGCAGAGAAGUAUGUUCGGGAGCAGGCGAAGCUUUACGAGAAGGUUUAA